Molecule: messenger RNA, 417 nt
Organism: Fraxinus pennsylvanica
Lineage: Eukaryota; Viridiplantae; Streptophyta; Magnoliopsida; Lamiales; Oleaceae
Source: the annotation of a GenBank genome assembly
AUGGAAACGGCGAAACCCACCAUCGACGGUCUGAUUCUUGCUUCUCUCUCAGCCGUCCACUGUCCACCGUCCGCCAUCGUGCCACGCCACUGCUUGCCUAUGGUAUUAACUCUGUUUUCUAUCUAUUCCUUCUCUUUUUUGCCUGAAUCGCGUGAUUUUCCUGGCGGGUUGGUUAUGGAUUUUGAGUUUUAUUCUGUUAUGGUUGAUGGGUUUUGCAAUAAAGACAUCUUAUUGGAGGGGUUGAGGGUUUUGAGGGUGAUGGUCAGUGAGAAUUUGGUGGUUGAGGUUGGGGAUAAUAUAAGGGUGUUUAUUUACAGGGGUCUAUUGAGGGAGGCCAGGAUUAGGGACGCCAUGGAAUUGAAUGAGACUUUGUGCUGUGUUUAUGCUAGUGGUGGUGGUGUGAUGGUGAAACUGUGA